GCACUCGCUUGAGGCCUCGCCGAUCUUCCGCAUCCAACGAGUCUCGAGUCCCGAGCCCCCGCGAUCGACAUCGUCAAGCCCAUCGGCGAACCCAUCGAUGGCACCACAGCCGCUGCCUGACGCCACGUCGGAUCACCUUGUGUCGAAGCUCUCUCAGAGUGCCCAGAGCGCCGAGAGCGAGCUUGUGCUUGAGCGCGGGCGGGUGUCUGACGGUGACGCUCGGAUCCUACUCCGGCGCGCGCUGGCCAGCCCUAUCUUGAUCUCGGUCACGCUGCGGGCUGUGCGGCUGCCGCGUGGCGCACUGGCCUCUGUGCCGCUGCCGCAAACACUGACACACCUGGCAAUGGUGGAUAUGACGCCACCGCUGACGGCGGCGUGCCUCCCGCUACUGCCACUCUCGCUUACUAGCCUCGAUCUGUCGGGCAACGCUCUGGGUACGGCGCGUGGCCUGACUGCGCCGCUCGGCCACGUUCCACAACUCACUGUCCUCAAUCUUGCUGACAACAUCCUCUCUGACGAGGCGUGUGUAGCGCUCUCGCUCCCUGACUCGCUGGCGGACCUCACUCUCGAGCACAACCCUCUGACCGGGCUUGGCGUCCGGCGGUUGCUGGAGAGCGUGGCGGGCUCGCUCACUUCACUCAACGUCUCGCGGACGCUGGUGAGCGGAAGCGACGCGGCGGCGAUGGCGGUGGCAUGCCCGCGGCUGAGCGAGUUUGACGUGCGUGGCGUUUUGUUUGACGGCGAUGAAGAGUGUGAGCUGGCUCAAGCGCUGGCGAGUCACAGCUCGCUGACCCGGAUUUGGGCAUCUCUGGAGCCGGCCCCGCCGGACGCAGCUGCGUUUGCGCGGCCGAUGCUCGAGCUGCUAGUGUCUCGCGCGGCGGCACCGUACGAGGUCUGCGAUCUCGGACUCCGCCCGCGGCCAACCGGGCUUCUGGGGAUGUGCAAACAGGCGCCGCGGUCGCUGGCAAUGCUGGCGCUGGUGAAAGGCGGAGUGGCGUCGUGCGAUUUGCCGGAGUUGCUGAGCCUGCUCCCGCCGACACUGCACACGCUGAUCAUCGAGGGCGUAGUUCUCUCGGACGCCGGAGCGCAGAGCCUAGUGGCGUGGAUGGGAUCGAGCACGCAUCUGGGCAAACUGGUACUGCGGCGGACGGAGCUGACAGACGAGUGGCUGGCAGCUAUUUCACGAGUUGUCCCUCACUCGCUCAGGUACAUGGACGUGAGCGGCAACUCGCUGACUGACCGAUCUGUAGAGCUGCUGCGGAUGCUUGCGCUCGGCCUGCCGCAGCUGGAGUGGCUCGAUGCCUCCCGCAACUGGAUGCCCUCGCUGGAGGUUGACGGUCCCGGCUCGGUCCCGUGGUCGAUCGAGGUUGCGCUCAACGGUGCGUUUGAAGUUGGCCGCGAGGGCUGGGUCGUUUUUGAGGCCUCUUCGCUCGGCACGCCGCCAGUCUCACCGCUUGUGGCGGCAGUGGCGUCCGGCGAGCCGGAGCUCGUGCGCCGAGUGCUGGACGCGUUCUAUGUACCGGAUCUUGUCCCGAAGCACCUGGUGACGUCGCUGGAGACUGCGUGGAGCGUGGCUGGUGAGGCAGCCGUGGCCAGCGGCGACGCCGAGAUGAUUGAGGCUGUGCUGGGCAGUGCCGACGGGCGGGCGACAAUGUCGCGGCUGCCGGGCACAGUGCGCGGACUGCAUGACGCGCGUGCUGCGCGUGCUGUGGUAGUCGAGCUCCGGCGGGCGGUGGGGCGCCUCGCCCAGAUUACUGUCGACGGCACUGUGUUUGCCACCGGUGGCCUUGUGAAGCCGUAUCAUCGGGCGCGAGUCCACCGCGCGGUGUACGCUGCGGUGUCCGGAGGCGAGGCGCUGCCGUUGGCGCGACUGAGGGCCGAGGGCAUGCCGAUGACCGAGGUGCUUACUGGGUGCAUGUCCCGCGACGAUGUGCUGCGGAGGACACCGCUGGACGUGGCGCUGGCAGCAGGCGACGCGCGGGUGGCGCGGCAUGUGUUGGCGGCGAUGCCGCGGGCACUCGUGGAGCAGGUAUUUGUGGCAGCACUUGCUGACGACGACGAUCUCCUGGCUCCACUCGAGUAUGCGGCGAGGUCAGGAAGCGUGGCUGCGGUUCGAUUUGUCCUCCGGCAUCCGGUGCUGGGCAAGGUCCGGCGUGACGUUGCGGGCAAGUGGAUUCCGUACCGAGCCAAGGGCGCGCUGCACAUUGUGGAGCUUCUUAACAACGGCUACUUGCUGCAGGCGCAACCGGGGCACCCAAGCCCUGGGCGGAGUUGA
Messenger RNA from Thecamonas trahens ATCC 50062, 2275 nucleotides. RefSeq lists its product as uncharacterized. The coding region runs from base 98 to 2275 and encodes 725 amino acids. The transcript has 2 exons. The record is from RefSeq and is a predicted model, not a curated record. Gene Ontology annotation, molecular function: GTPase activator activity; protein binding. NCBI's taxonomy places the organism in Eukaryota, Apusomonadida, Apusomonadidae.